UAGUUAUAAAACGCACCUUGGAGGUGCGGUUUGAUAAAAAUGGUGCUAUUUUUUAAAUGUUGUGGGCUGGUUGCUAUUUUUGUAAAAAAAAUUUAAUAGGUGCUAUUAUUGGAAAAAUCUCGGGUUAUUUUGGGUCGAGUUAUUUGAGAAUAACUCAAAAACAAGUUAUUACAAAUAACUGGGGGGAGGGGUGUUAUUUUGAAAUAAUUCAUCCAACCCACUUUUCAACCACUUUUAUCCCUCGCCUCUCUCCUCUCACCUUCCUUUUUCUUUUUACUGUGAAUCCUUCUGUUCUUCUAGCUUGAAACAAAAUCGAUUGAGUUUUGGACGAUUUUCCUGCUACCUUCGGAUUCUUUGCACCAUGCAGAUCAGAUUGAGUAGUGGGAAGCUCCAGUUGCGACGAACAGAGACUCACCCGGCGGCGUCGACGGCGACGAACAGAGAGGACAAAGAGUCGAUCGUUGUUCUGGGAGAUCGAUCUCUGACAUCUUCAAUGGGGGGAUUGACGAACUUAAGAGGAGGUGGGAGGAGAGAGGGAGAGAGGGAAGGCGCGUCGGUGGCUCAAUGGCAGAGGGCAGACGACAGCGAUGCAUGUACGAGCAGUGAUGAGGCCGGCGGCGAGGCUGCAUGUACGAUGGAGAGCGACGAUGAGGGAAAGCAGGCUGUUGAUUAAUUUUUGGUCUUUCUUAGUUCAGAAAGUUUCCAAUCUUGUUUUUGGAUUCUCAAAUUGAAGUGAGUUAAGUCUGAUUUCUGUAAUUGAUGCUUUAAAUUCGGCCGACGUUUGAAUUGAGUUGAGAUUGAUUUUUGUAAUUGAAGCUUUACCCAACAAGGUAGAGCCGGUGGAGGAAAGGAACUGGUUUUUUUAUAAACCUCCUCAAGCAGAGUCCUCUGCCAAAUUUCUAGAAAUUGGGAUGUAGAAGAAGGGCAAUGAUGUUUCUGAAACAAAAUAUAAGGAGGGUGAUAAAGUAAUUUUUGUUCU
Messenger RNA from Linum trigynum, 979 nucleotides. The record is from the annotation of a GenBank genome assembly. Lineage: Eukaryota; Viridiplantae; Streptophyta; Magnoliopsida; Malpighiales; Linaceae.